GAGAAAAAUAAAAUUUAAAAACAAAAAAAUAAAAUAUCAGUUGACCUGUGAUGUCAACAAGUGGAUAAGUAUUUAAUGUAACAUUGAAAUUAUUCAGUGAUUGUUUGACAAUCAUUUGGUUAAGAUGAAUUUAAAAUUUUUAACUCUGACGAUAUUUAUAUUUUUAAUAAAUACGGCAGUUGGUCAAUAUGGUGUAAAAGGACGUCAUAAUCAACAGACGACACUAUCAAGUCGUCCAGCCAAUGAGACAGGAUAUUGUUACAAAAAAGUUCCUUAUCAACAAGGUAGAUCAACUGGUAAUCGUGCAGAAAGCGGAUAUAAUAAUGACAAUGUGCAAUUGACAAAUGUAAAUGGCUGGACAGUUAUUUUAGACUGUUGUGAUGGUUAUGAGCGUAAUGAAACCACUGGUCGUUGUGAAAGUAACUGUGAGACAAAUUGUUUCGGUGGAAGUUGUAUUGAUGGUUCAUGUACUUGUCAACAAGGCUGGCACCAUGAAGAUGGUGUUUGCAAACCAAUAUGUAUCAAUGGAUGUCCAGAUAGAAAUUCAUACUGUUUUGCACCUCCAAAUGUAUGUGAAUGUAAAUUUGGAUGGGAAAAAGUUACAGACGAUCAAUGUCGUCCAGUUUGUCCUGGUGGCUGUGUCAAUGGACGGUGUAUAGCACCAAGAGUUUGUGAAUGUAGCCCAGGAUAUAUUUUGAAUGAAGGUAGACAAAUUUGUGAAGCAGUAUGUGAAGGUGGAUGUCCUCAUGGUGAAUGUAAACAGCCUGGUAUUUGUUCAUGUAAUUCUGGAUAUGUGAAUCCACCUGGUGAUAGAGAAACAUGUCAACCAGAUUGUGGCCCAUUAAAUUGCGGUGGUCAAAGUCAAGGACAAUGUAUAUCACCAAAUACAUGUAUUUGUUCGCCUGGUUACACACGUGGUGAACAAAAUAAUUGUAUUCCUGAAUGUAAAAAUGGUUGUCCAAUAAAUUCACGGUGUAUGUCUCUGGACAGAUGCAUUUGCAAUGCUGGUUUUGCUCUUGAUUAUAGAGAUAAUAAAUGUGUCCCUCUGGACAAUCAACAGGGACAUUCAACUGUACAUCCAAUCAAUGGUAAUAAUCAUCAAGAUAAUAAUCAGCCAUCAAAUCAACGUGGUGAUGUUUAUCAUCAUGAAAAUGGUCAACCAUCAAAUCAACGUGGUGAUAUUUAUCAUCGAGAAAAUGGACAACAACCCACUGAUAUUUAUCAUCGAGAUGAAUUUCAUUGUGAACGUCCUUGUAUAAAUGGUGAAUGUAUGGGAUACAAUAUUUGUAGUUGUAAAAAUGGAUAUGUUCCAGAUCCUUAUGAUUUAACAAGAACACGUUGUAUACCAUUUUGUUCUGGUGGUUGUCCAAAUGGUGUAUGCUCUGGACCUGGUUUUUGUAUUUGCAAACCCGGCUUUGUCAAGGAUCGAACUGGUGUCAAAGGAAGCCAACGAUGUAUUCCUCGAAUUGAUUAUUAAAAAAUUAAUUAAAAGUAACGAAAAAAAUAAUUAUAUUUUAAAAGCUUUUAGAGCUUAAUAAAAUUGAAUGAUAUUUAUGAGUUUCUAUUGAAAAAUAAAUUGAAAUUAAUAUUUAAUUUAUAAAAUUCUAUAAAUCUUUAUCUGGUUUCUUUUUAUAAAAUAAAUAUAUAUAUAUUGAUUAGAGAAA
Messenger RNA from Aphidius gifuensis, 1664 nucleotides. RefSeq names its product von Willebrand factor D and EGF domain-containing protein-like. The record is from RefSeq and is a predicted model, not a curated record. The transcript has 7 exons. Lineage: Eukaryota; Metazoa; Arthropoda; Insecta; Hymenoptera; Braconidae. Bases 125 to 1477 code for a protein of 450 amino acids.